Molecule: messenger RNA, 3528 nt
Organism: Suillus clintonianus
Lineage: Eukaryota; Fungi; Basidiomycota; Agaricomycetes; Boletales; Suillaceae
Exons: 10
Coding region: 70-3114 (1014 amino acids)
Biological process (GO): SNARE complex assembly
Cellular component (GO): endosome; lytic vacuole
Molecular function (GO): SNARE binding
Source: RefSeq, a predicted model, not a curated record
CUGCUCCGACACCCGACUGCCUCACGUAGACGGAAGCGCUCUCAUUGACCUUAUAUAUGCUUACAGGACAUGUCACACAGCGUCCAUGACACAACCCUAACGACGUGCUCAGACAGUGUCAACGUCGAACACGAGGAGUGUUCCCAAAGACGUCUGCGUCAUAUAACUUCAAUUCAAGUUCGGAAUUUAACACCUUUUCCCGUUCGAGAUGCAUUUGCUUCUGCUCUCGCUCGACCUGCUGAAUACUCCCAAUUCACGCCUCUGGGAAACCUCUCUGAUGACCUUGAUAUAACCCUUUCUCGACAACGCUCGCGGCGGAUCUCCGCAAAUUCUGUCAAUACCCUUCGAAGUGCGCGCAUAGAUGAUCAUGCUUCAAUAUUGGACGAUGGUGACGGGAGAGGUCGUCGGAGAACCCACUCCAAAGUCAGUUUCUCAGGAGGAGGGAGCGCGGAGCCCACGCAAAGGAGCAACGCCAUCUCCCGCACCAUUUCAACUAGUGCUACUGCACCUACGAUAAAACUCAGUAAUCGGGCGCGCACCAGCUCCAUGGUCUCGUCCCUCAGUGCAUCUACGGCCAACGCCCUCUCCUCGACCUCGAAUACGCAGGCGCCUUCGACCUUGACUACCGUUUCAUCUUCGUCAUUAUUCUUCGACUAUUCGCAGAGGACAUUGGAGAAAGUUGUUCAAUCCCGCCUCGUGGAAACAUUCAUUUCAAUUACUGUUCCGGACCCUCCGGAUGUAUUACCGUUUCCGUCCCCAAUACAACGAACCCGUGCUGAAAGUGCUCCACGCGCACGCUCCUCCACUUCCAAUGACUUUGUCUCUCCUAAUCCGGUGGCCGGUGUGCGCAAAGCUUCCAAAAUGUUACGUCCGAACAGUACGGAGGCACCCAAGGCUGCAUCAUUAUCCCGACCGGAACAUUCCCGCUCUUCUACCUCCCUCAGAAAAGGUACAAUGCCAGCCAGGACAGCAGGAGCGUCCCUGGCACCACGAGUGGUUCCUAAAACACAUAAGUCCUCGGCUUCUGUCCCACACAACCCCACAACGAGCCAGCUACCAUCGCCUCCAGCUUCCCCAGCAUCUCCAGAACCACCUCCGCUUCGCACCGUGCCAAACUACAUAUCACCUAUCCACCAACCCUCGACGAACCCUUCUUUCGUGAUUGACGCACGGUCAGAAUUUGAGUUUGCUCCAUGGACGGAUUUAAGUUCCGAUACGAUGAAGAUUGAGCUCAUGGCGAAGACUUGUCGGCUCGGUGGAGCUCCACUUGAUGGUAAAGGAAAACAGAAGGAGAUGUUGGUGACUGAUCCUACUAGAGCAGGACCCGAGUGGACUGUACUAGAACAAUGGAAUGUCACCCCGGCAGACCUUGUUCCUCUGACACCUGAGUUGGAGGCUCAUCCCUCACGCCUCCCGUCUAAUACCCUUUUCAUAUCAUUUUCCACUUGCCCACAAACCUUCUACUUGCCCGCUCGUUCAGUUUCGAGGGUACAAUCACACUCACGCUCUCCUUCUCCUACCUACGCCUCUGAACCAGAGACAGAAAUUCGGAAAUUCGGACAGUCUGCCGACCAGGCUACACCAACGCAUUUCCAUCUCACCCGGACGCCAUCUGAGCAGCCUACCAGAUCGCGCAGAUCACGCAGGGCAGAUGCCAGAACUGCGAGUUCGCAGGAUUUACUGCAGCUCGUUACGCUCUGGUCAUGCAUCGUUGACCACGAGGAGUCGCUUGCGAAGGUGAUCCGGCAAAUAGACACAACAUUGAACAAUGAUGUUGUUGCGAUAUUGAAUCGGGAGGCUUCGGAACGUGAAGUGCGUGUCGAAGAUCGACAAUCUGAAGCGAAAGAGAUCUUGGGACGGGCUAGUCUCUUACGCGAAGAUAUUGCUUCUCGGCGGAAGAAGAUAAAACAACGGAGAGAUAUGCUUGCGACUGCCGGGUUGAUGCAUGCCGAAGAGCAUGUUAACCUCCAGCAGACUGCUGUGGAGGUUUCUGAGCAGAAGCGGUGUCUUGACGCCCUUCGGAAGCGUCUUCCAGUUAUACGAACAGCCUUGAUCUCGACCCUGUCAAAAAUAUAUCCUAUCGAGCUGCUUUCUUCCUCAGAGCUGCUAUUCACAAUCCUCGCCGUUCCGUUGCCCAUCCCGUUGGACACCACCGAGCCUGCCCCACCAUUGUCGCUGGCCUCCCAUAAGGAAGUGACUGAAGAUGCAGUAGCCACUGCCUUAGGUUUUGCUGCACAGCUUGUGCAGCUCCUUGCCAUCUAUAUGGGCAAAGGACUCACGUAUCCUAUCACCUGUAUAGGGAGUCGGAGUCUGAUCAGAGAUAACAUCUCCGCUAUGGUUGGUCCAAGAAUGUUUCCUCUAUUCUCGAAGGGCGUUGACACAUAUCGAUUUGAGUAUGGAGUGUUCCUGCUCAACAAGGAUAUUGAAAUGCUCAUGGCAGAUCGCGAUUUACGAGCGCUGGAUAUGCGGCACACGCUACCUAAUUUGAAAAACUUGCUCCUGACACUUACUGAUGGUGAAUGCGCGAGCAUUCACAACUCUCGAGUAUUUGAUUCAUCAGCUUCUUCUGGUCUCGCAACACCGCCACCUACACGCCCACUGCCUCCUGCACUAGUGCUCACGCCAGACAGUCCGAAAGCUGACCGUAGUCAGCGUGAGUUGCCUGGAGAGGUAGAGGCCGAGAGCACCACUCCACCCGAGAGCGGCUCAACGACGCCUACGGCAACUGCACCAUUUACCGAAGGUGGUACCUUCUCUCGGUAUUCGAAACUAUCAAUUGGUUUCCCGCCCCUGCCGGGCUUUUUACGUUCGCGGAACGCUUCUGCUAGCGGUCGGGUGUCGGUGAAAUUGGACCCUGAAACCGGUGAGGAAGCACAAGAUGGGGUCCAGGGUGCGAUGUCAGGGUUAUCGGGUCCGAAUUUAAGGAUGGGGGAGGAUGAAGAGGAUCGGCGGACUAUCCGAGGUGUUGUGGUUGAUUGUGAGGAGGGUAAGGGUGUUGAGGCAGCGGAAGUGAGUGUUAGUGAAGGCACUGAAGGGGCAAAGGAGCCGAUGGAGAAAAUUGUGGAUGAUGCUUCUGCCGCUGCACCUUGCACUGUUGUUGCGCGUGCUUCGUGAUGGCUUAAUGGAGGGAAGCGGAGAUGAUGUGCGACGUGUUAUAUGAAUUGCGACAUAUCUUAAUGAAGGCGAGCUUUUGCAGGACACUUUUUGAUCGAUCUUGUUUUGCUAAGCGCGCUGUUUUCCAAAGGUGAGUUGUCGGACGCUGGUCCGAGGUCCGCAAAGCGACCGCGGGCGGUAAGGAAGACGAGCUUCUGUGCAACGGCAGAGGGAGACUAGUAGCCGCAGCCGGCGUACUUUACAUUGAGAUAACGUUGAGUCGAUCGUCGUGAAGGGUCCACUGACUAGCACAAUGGAAGCUGGGCCCUUGUUGGAUGAGACUGAACAUAUGUUUUGAAUUAAUUACAGAGGAUGCUCUACCAGUUGUCUACUAGGUCUAACAAGGCUCUGGUACUAUGAAUGAAUACAUUUAAC